AUGCACCGGCUCGUCCAGCGUGCAGUCAUCCGUCGAAUGAGUACCGAAGAGCGAGAGAACAUGUUUUCCCUUGCAGUAGCUAUCCUCACGGCGAACUUUCCCAACACUUACAGUGCCGACGUUGGCCACCAGGUCGCCUCCUGGACCUAUUGCGAGAGGAGCUUGCCCCACAUUGAAAGCAUCGUGAAAAAGAGUGAAGAAUUCAAGAUCUUUGAGAAUGCGAACCAAUCUUUCGCAGAGCUACUACUUCGCUGUUCUUGGUACCUUUACGAGAGAGAGAACUACAGCAUUGCCCAGUCAUACAUUGAUGUAGCACUGAAGAAGUUUGCCAGCAAGGAUUCUCUUGCGUACGCGAGUGCAACUGAUCUUCGAGGUUUGAUCAACCUCGAUAUCUGCCAUCCUGCAGCUGCUCUGGAGGCUUUUGAAGAAGCAUACAAGAUACGCACAGAGAUACUUGCAGAAAGCCACUCGUUUCUAGCCGCCAAUCAGGUCAAUAUAGGUCUUGCGUUCACAGAGCUGGGCGAGCUUGAAAAGGCGCAGGACUAUCUUCAGCAGUCAAUAAACAUUCGGUUGAUGCACAACAGCGACAGAAUUGGAAAUUCAUAUAGCAAUAUGGCCAGCUUGUUAUUGAGAAUGGGGCAGCCUGACCAAGCAGAAGCGAUGCUUAAGAGCUGUCCAUCCCUGAAAGACUUUUCAGAUGAGACCUUUCUCAACACCGGAAACCCGAGGUUUUCUGGGGAUAUGGUUCUCCUGAGCAGAAUUAGAUUCGCGCAAGGGCUUCUCGAUGAAGCGCUCAGAUUUGCUUCCAAAGCCCUGAGUUUUCGAAAGGAGUACUUGGGCGAGCGCCUCAAAGUCUGUGACUCGCUCUACCAGGUAGCUGUUCUUUUUCACAAGGGGGGAAACAUGGGAUUAGCACACCAACUUCUCGAAGAGUGCAUCAGGAUAUCAGAAGGACUCCCGCAAGUUGAGGGUAUAGGACAUUUAGCUCGGGCGAACUAUAAGCUAUCGCAGAUUCUGGGAGAUCUCGGGAAGGACAAAGAAAGCACGAAAUGUCUCGAAAGGGCGGUUUCGCUUAGAAAAGAUCUCAAUGGUCUCGAUGGAGAUUACCUUCUAGUGAAUGGGGCUGCAUCUGACUUUGAGGAUCUUGUCCCGUGGAUGCUGUGGUGA
This is a messenger RNA of Penicillium brevicompactum, 1167 nucleotides long. Its product is annotated as tetratricopeptide repeat protein. The transcript has 4 exons. The record is from RefSeq and is a predicted model, not a curated record. The coding region runs from base 1 to 1167 and encodes 388 amino acids. Gene Ontology annotation, molecular function: protein binding. NCBI's taxonomy places the organism in Eukaryota, Fungi, Ascomycota, Eurotiomycetes, Eurotiales, Aspergillaceae.